UUUUUUUCCUAAUAGUUUGUGAUUUAAGCGUUUUCAAGAGGAAAGUGGUUUUAUAUUUAUUAUUUUCUCGACGUCUUUUUCAAAAUGAUUUCGCACAAGAGCACCAGUUUAAUUUGCAAGAAUUUCAUAAACUGUCAAAAGUUCUCAAUUCCACUUGGUUCUUCAUUCCAACAUCGAACUUAUGCCUCAGGUGAGCAUGCAGAUCUUGUUGUUAUCGGUUCAGGGCCUGGUGGUUAUGUGGCGGCCAUCAAAGCUGCCCAAUUGGGAAUGAAGACUGUGUGUGUCGAGAAAGAUCCAACUCUUGGAGGAACGUGUUUGAAUGUUGGCUGCAUUCCUUCCAAGUCCCUACUCAACAAUUCUCAUUAUUGGCACAUGGCUAAGCAUAAUGACUUUGCUAUCAGGGGAAUUGAAUUCAACAACUUGACCUUGAACUUGGACAAGUUGAUGAGUCAGAAGGUGGCAGCUGUGAAGGCCCUCACGGGUGGCAUUGCCCAUCUUUUUAAACAGAACAAGGUUCGCCAUAUUGAAGGACAUGGUACCAUUACAGGUGUAAAUGAAGUUGUGGUAAAAAAAAAUGAUGGCAGUACCGAGUCUGUUGCCACAAAGAACAUCCUCAUUGCAACUGGGUCAGAGGUCAUGCCCUUUUCUGGUAUCGAGAUAGAUGAGAAGACCGUUGUAUCAUCGACUGGAGCCCUUUCCUUGUCUCAAGUUCCCAAGAAAAUGAUUGUUAUUGGAGCUGGUGUUAUUGGAGUUGAAUUAGGUUCAGUCUGGUCUCGUCUGGGGGCUGAAGUUACACUUAUUGAAUUCCUUGGUAACAUUGGAGGAUUUGGAAUUGAUCUGGAAGUGGCUAAACAUAUUCAAAGAUCUCUGACAAAGCAAGGCUUGAAAUUUCAACUGGAGACAAAAGUCCUGAGUGCUGUGAAGGAGGGAGGAGGAAAUAUCAAAGUGGAGGCCGAGGAUAUGAAGAAGAAGCAGAAACUACAAUUGGAUUGCGAUGUGUUGUUAGUCUGCAUUGGCAGAAGACCAUACACACAAAAUCUUGGACUUGAAAAUGUUAAAAUCAGCCUUGACAACAAAGGCAGAGUACCGGUUAAUAAGAAGUUUCAAACAUCUGUACCCAACAUAUAUGCCAUUGGGGAUGUUAUUGAAGGGCCCAUGUUGGCCCACAAGGCUGAAGAUGAAGGUGUGAUCUGCGUUGAGGGCAUGGUAGGCGGGUCGGGCCACAUAGAUUACAAUUGUGUGCCCUCCGUCGUCUACACCCACCCCGAGGUCGCCUGGGUCGGAAAGAGCGAGGAACAACUCAAAGAAGCCGGUAUCAAGUACAAAGUAGGAAAGUUCCCAAUGCUUGCAAAUAGUCGAUCAAAAUGUAACAUGGAUACUGACGGAUUCGUGAAAGUUCUCGGCGAUCAAGAAACUGAUAGAGUUCUUGGGUGUCACAUCAUUUCAUCGGUUGCUGGUGAACUGAUAAACGAGGCGGUACUGGCCAUGGAGUACGGUGCGUCGUGUGAGGACGUGGCCAGGGUCUGCCAUGCCCACCCCACUGUUGCAGAAGCUUUGAGAGAAGCACACUUGGCAGCAUAUUGCGGCAAGCCAAUCAACUUUUAAACAAACAACUCCCUUCUCUCUCUCUCUCUUUCUCUCUCUCUCUCUCUCUCUCUAUUUACUUACUCCCCCCGACUUUUUGUAAUCUUUCUGAUUAAUUUUCUAUCUAUCGGUGGAUAGAUCCGUUGUUGAUGAUAGGGUUUGGUUGGUACAGUCAUCAGUGACACUCAUUGUUCUGUUCUUUUAGUUUUUUUCGUUUACAAAGUUGACAAGGUUGGCAACUUAAUGCUCGGGAAAAGCAAAAUAUUGAAAGAAGUUCUAGAAUUGUUAUAUGUAGUUGAUCUGACAUCAUUCAGAUAAACACACGUAUAUAUAAAUAUUUCUCAAAUUAUUUCUAUUAUUAUUUUUGUUAAUGUUGUUAUUGGUGUCAACUCUGUGAAGAACAUUUAUUAUUACUAUACUACUGUUUGGAUAGCUUCUUUAUUUAUAUUCACACAUAUAAACGUAUAAUUUAUUGUCGCUUCUUAGCUGUUGUCCAUUUUUUCAUGAUUGGGAGGUAUUUUACUUUUUAGACUAAAAGAAUUCACUAUUAUUAUUUUUUGGUUUUCUUUUCUUUAAUAUUUAUCAUUAUUAUGAUUGUUAUUUGUUAUUAUUAUUAUUAUUUAUGGUCCUGGUAGAUAGAUAGAUGCUAGGUUGCUGUUAUUUUUCACUCUUCAUAUUUAAAUUUUACAACGAUUGAAUCUAGGAAAAUUUAUGACAUCGCAUAUUUUCAGCACUCUACUUUUUACUGGAUAACAAAGCUAUGUGCUUCUUUUUCAUGUAUAACACGCACGUGGAACAUUAUUAAUGUUAUUAAUAAUGUCUGAAUGUGAAAAUAUGAUUCUUGUUGUUUUUGUUGUUGUUGUUGUUAAUGUUUUUAUUUUUUUUAUUGUUUUAGUGUGAGUAAAAUAAAUUUUUCGAAUUUUAAGUACUGAUUUUAUUUUCAGUAUGUCAAAGAAAUUUUUGCUGGAGCUCUUUAGAAAA
Molecule: messenger RNA, 2565 nt
Organism: Helobdella robusta
Lineage: Eukaryota; Metazoa; Annelida; Clitellata; Rhynchobdellida; Glossiphoniidae
Exons: 16
Coding region: 85-1605 (506 amino acids)
Cellular component (GO): oxoglutarate dehydrogenase complex; mitochondrion
Molecular function (GO): dihydrolipoyl dehydrogenase (NADH) activity; flavin adenine dinucleotide binding
Source: RefSeq, a predicted model, not a curated record